UCCCGCCCCGCCGGCAUUUCCUGCCCAGGGCGCGGGGCUCGGGCCGGCUGCAGCCUGCAGGAAUUUGUCACCGCUUUGUUUUCCGCGCUGUUUUCCGCCGGGAUUUCCCCCCCGCGGCCGAUGUAGCCGCGGGAGCGGGGCCGGGGCCGGUCGGUGACCGCGGCCGGGGGGCUCCGGCCGGCCCCGGGCAGCGCUGGGCUCUCAGUCCGGAGCUGCCGCCGGUCCCGGCGCUGCGCUGGGCUGUGCCCAACUUGUUGACACAACCGAGCUUUGACAACAGCGGGGAACGGCCCCGAGAAGGGGAAAACAUAUUAUUUUUUUAACGCGGACAUUUGCCAGGAGCGCUGCGGAUCGGGCGGUCAUGGAGGGAACCCGGCAGAGCAGGAUCUGCCGCCCGCACAAGAUCAGUGAAUCCUCCAAGGUGUACAGGUGGGAUGACCACUCCAGUCUGGUUCUGCAGAGCCUGAACGAGCAGAGGCACCGAGGCCUCUUCUGUGACAUCGUGCUGGUGGUGGACGAGCAGAGAGUCCCGGCCCACCGGAACCUCCUGGCCGUGUGCAGUGACUACUUCAACUCCAUGUUCACCAUCGGCAUGAGGGAGGCCCACCAGAAGGAGGUGGAGCUUUUCGGAGCCUCCUACAUCGGUCUCAAGGCCGUGGUGGAUUUCCUGUACGGCAGCGAGCUGUCCCUGGACGGAGGGAACAUCGACUACGUGCUGGAGACAGCUCACCUGCUGCAGAUCUGGAAGGUGGUCGACUUCUGCUGCGAGUACCUGGAGAACGAAGUCAGCGAGGAGAAUUACCUGUACCUGCAGGAGCUGGCCUCCAUCUACAACCUGAAGCGCCUCGACUCCUACAUCGACUCCUUCAUCCUGCAGAACUUUGGCACGCUGUCCUUCACCCCGGACUUCCUGCAGAACAUCUCCCUGCAGAAGCUGUGCCAGUACCUGGACAGCAGCGACGUGCAGCAGGAAUGCGAGCAUGACCUGCUGCAGGCCGCCCUGCAGUGGCUGACGCAGUACCCAGAGCGGGAGAACGAGGCUUACCAAGUGCUGGACAACAUCCACUUCCCCUUGAUCCCCAAGGGCGACCUCCUGCACCGAGUGAAGCCCGCCGUGUGCUCGCUGCUGCCCAAGGAGGCCAACUGCGAGGGCUUCAUCGAGGAGGCCGUCACCUACCACAACAGCGUGACGGCGCAGCCGGUGCUGCAGACCAAGCGCACGGCGCUGCGCACCCGCGAGGAGCGCCUGCUCUUCGUGGGCGGGGAGGUGUCGGAGCGCUGCCUGGAGCUCUGCGAUGACACCUGCUUCCUGGACACCAGGAAGGGACAGUGGGUGGCAGAAACGCCGCUGCCGGCGCGGCGGAGCCACCACUGCGUCGCGGUCUUGGGAGGCUUCAUCUUCAUAGCCGGGGGCAGCUUUUCCCGGGACAAUGGAGGGGAUGCGGCGUCCAAUCUCCUAUAUAGGUAUGAUCCCCGCUGUAACCAGUGGAUAAAGGUUGCCUCCAUGAGACAGCGGCGAGUAGAUUUCUACCUGGGAGCCAUCACGGACAUGCUGGUGGCUGUUGGUGGCAGGAAUGAAAAUGGGGCCCUGUCUUCAGUGGAGACCUACAGCCCUCAGAAGGACUCCUGGACCUACAUAGCAGGACUGCCCAGGUUCACCUACGGCCACGCUGGCACAGUCUACAAGGAGUUCGUGUACAUUUCAGGAGGCCACGAUUACCAGAUCGGCCCCUACAGAAAGAACCUGCUGUGCUACGAUUACCGCACGGACGUGUGGGAGGAGAAGAGGCCCAUGAUCACCGCCAGGGGCUGGCACAGCAUGUGCACCUUGCACGACAACAUCUACUCCAUCGGCGGCAGCGACGACAACAUCGAGACCAUGGCUCGGUUUGACAUCCUCAGCGUGGAGUCCUACAGCCCCCAGUGCAACCAGUGGACCAGAGUGGCCCCUCUGCUGCAAGCCAACAGCGAGUCGGGGGUGGCGGUGUGGGAAGGCAAGAUUUACAUCCUCGGAGGCUACAGCUGGGAGGAAGCUGUCUUCUCCAAAACUGUCCAGGUCUAUGAUAAGGAGAAAAAUAAGUGGUGCAAAGGAACGGACUUGCCCAAAGCGAUUGCCGGAGUGUCCGCGUGUGUCUGCGCCCUGAAACCCAAAACAGAGGACAAAAAGAAAAAGAUAAAAACAAAAAAACAUCAAGAUCGAGGAAGAUGACCACCCCUGGAUAGCCACCCUUGGAUGGUGGACUCUGAAGGGACCUUGUAUUUAGACAUUUCUAUCUAACCUUUAUUCUUUUUCUUUUUAAACAGGGUGGGGAGGGCAUAUUCUGAAGCCUCCGAAAAGGUACACUUGAAUGUGGCUUUUGGAUUAAACUCAUGUUUAAGGUAAAAACAACAAAAGAAACCAAAAACUCCCCCUCUUGCUGUACAGAGGGUGAUAUGGCCAGAGAGGUUCCACUGCUCUCCUGAAUGUUAAAGUUUAGGCUUUUCUUUCUGUGGUUCAUGGCAUUUCCACACACAUCGUAUUAUAUCGACAUUUUAAGGAAGUUUUUAAAAACAACUUUUAUACUUUUUUAUACCACAUUUUGCUAACUCAGUCUCUUUUGCCAUAUAUUACAUUGUUGACUAUAGAAGCUGCUGCUCUGUGCUUGUGACCCCAUUGUUGGUGUCAGGAAUUCCUCGUUUGAUGAUCUUUGGUCUCUGUGUGGCUUGGCCAGGGCAUGGUGUAGCUGUUGGAGCAGCACUGCCAUUCCUGGCAUUGUCAGGCAGUCAGCUGGAAUUGGGACUAUUGUUUUCCCUCCAACCAGCCAACUCCAUUCCGUAGUCCAGGCAAAAUCCACUACAAGUUUUCUGGCAUGCCAGGUGAUUCCAUUCUGGAUUCUGACUGAAAUCCAUUCUGGGUUUUUGCUCCAACUGGGCAACUCCAUUCUGGACUCUGGCUGGAAUCAGGUCCGGGUUUUCACUCCAACCGGGUGACUCCAUUCCACAGUCUGGGGGG
Molecule: messenger RNA, 2992 nt
Organism: Prinia subflava (tawny-flanked prinia)
Lineage: Eukaryota; Metazoa; Chordata; Aves; Passeriformes; Cisticolidae
Gene: KLHL36
Product: kelch like family member 36
Exons: 5
Coding region: 362-2209 (615 amino acids)
Molecular function (GO): cullin family protein binding
Source: RefSeq, a predicted model, not a curated record